AUGAGUUUCGCCGGUGGAUUUGAGCCAGUACCCUACGAGGUACUAUUCGAAGAAAUAAAACCGACGGAAAGGAUGAGUAGAAGUUGGAUAAUACUAAAAAUAAGACAAAAAAACAAUUUUUAGGCGACUGGGACGCUCAGCAGAAUCCGACUCAAAAACGCCGCAAAACAGUGUCGGUUUUGACGAAGAAACGCGCGAAAUGGACGAGAGACGAUGAGACGAGUGAGUUUUCGGCCGAUAGUGUUGUUUCUAAUCGAAAAUUUCUGCAGUCACCGAUGAAAUUGCGAAAAAAGCGGCCGGAGAAAUGUUGGAUGAAAUACAGGACACUCCGGGAAGAAUUACGCUUCAUAUCGAUUGGUCGGUUAAUUUAUUGCAUUUUGUUUUAUUUGAUUGUUAAAAAUUGACGUAUUAUGUUCAAAAUGGCCUUUUUAGACAUUUUACGGCAUUUCGCAACCAGAGUCGAAAACUAAGCCAAUUCUAGUCUGUUGGUGAGUGCAAUGCACUCUGAAAUGGAGUUAUCCAGUAAUUUAGUUUAAAAAAAAACAAUAAAUUCCCCACAUUUUCAGUCCCCAAUCGGCGGGUCUGUGUCCGCUUCCAUCGGAAAUCGUCCAAAUCGAAGCGUCGAAUUAUUCGAUCGAUAGUCUGCACGAAGGACAAUUGGGAUAUCUGCUGGCUCACGGCGUCCAGCACUUCAACCCGCUUGGUUUGGCGCCGAUUCGAAAAGGAGUCGUCAAAACCGAGGUGAGAAUGGUCUAGAGUCUAUCGAAAUGUUUCAAACGGGCCAAAUGUCAAGGCCUCAAAGAGCCUUCAAAAAGCCUGGACCGGUUUUUUGCCCAGCCCCGCAAAAUCAUGAAAAGUUAUUGACCGUGAAAUGCCUAAUUUUCGAAACCUUUUUGAGAUACCCCCUCGUGAAAUGCCACUGAAAGAGGCGAUUGAGAAACUGAAAAAACCGGAUAAAUGGACGGACGAAUAUGUCGGAUUCUCGGCCGCCAUCGCCAAUAUUCUCCGAAAAUGUGACGUCGAAACUGCGUUCGUUUUUCAGAUCUGUUCAUUCAAAAAUCAUUUUAUUUAGCGAAAAAGUCGCCGAAUCGCUUGCAACUGUGCUAGAAAACGAGGCUCUGGUGGCCGUAAAAAACUAA
Messenger RNA from Caenorhabditis sp. 36 PRJEB53466, 1139 nucleotides. Lineage: Eukaryota; Metazoa; Nematoda; Chromadorea; Rhabditida; Rhabditidae. The record is from the annotation of a GenBank genome assembly.